AGUGUCGUGUAAAGAUGAUCAUUCCUCGUUGCAACACAAGUUAACCACGAAUUUGCCUUGUAUACCACAAAAAAUGUUUCACAUUUAGGGUCUAUAAUUCAAGAUAAUCCUGUGUAGGAGCCACAUAACUGGACCACAAAGUUCCCAACUGGUGGUUAAACACAACACAAUCCAAAAGUGUAGCCCUCAGUUGGCUGAUUCUAAUUGGACGAAAAUAAGAAAUUAUAAAGACAGUCAUAUUUUGGCAAAAGAUAACAGAGAACAUUCAACUAGGGAUCUAUUUUCCAUCACGUAUAAUGCAUGGUCUUCAAGAUUUUUUAAAAAAAUUCCUGCAAUAACAGGUUCUAUCUAGCUACUUUUUUUUUUUUUCUUUCUUUCUGAAUUCUAUGGUUGCAAGAGAAUUCAGAAAUGCUGAGGCUAAAUUUAUGUAGUUCCGUUGUUCCUAGUCCGAUAGAAGUCAAAGAAAUUGGCAGAAGCUGCCAUUCAUGGAUCAUUUUAACCAACAAAGCGACGAUUCUAUGUAGGAGGAACAUUAGUGUCAAAGCCCUGAAAGACGGGAUGAAUGGUGGCACUAAUGGCAGUGGAUUAGGUGGUCGUAGUUGGGACCCUGGAUUGGAAAUUGAGGUGCCAUUUGAACAAAGGCCGGUGAAUGAGUACUCAUCUCUGAAAGAUGAAACUUUAUACUCUUGGGCAGAAUUGGGUCCAGGGGGAUUCUUCUUACGUCUUGGUGGACUUUGGUUAGUCACUUUCACAGUUUUGGGAGUGCCUAUUGCUGCUGCAAGCUUCAAUCCGUCAAAGGAUCCCUUAAGAUUUCUCCUGGCAGCAAGUUCAGGGACCCUCUUUAUUGUUGCACUGAUUGUCCUGAGAAUUUAUCUGGGAUGGAGCUAUGUUGGAGAUAGACUUUUAUCAGCAGUUAUACCUUAUGAAGAGACCGGAUGGUAUGAUGGACAGAUGUGGGUGAAGCCCCCCGAGAUCCUAGCUCGUGAUAGGCUGCUCGGUUCGUAUAAGGUGAAACCAGUCAUAAAAAUGCUGAAGCAAACGCUGGUUGGAACAGGGGCUUUGCUAGUUGCAGCAGUCACAUUAUUCAUAUUUGCAACACCAGUAGAAGAUUUUAUCCGCGAUACUUUCACAACAAAAGAGAACUCAUUGAGUUCCACCUCAACAAACAGCACAAAACUAGCCCUCAGGAAAGAAGAACUGUUAAGCUUGCCACUGGAAGUCAAGGAGGACGAUGAUCUGGCACAAGCUGCUGCUGAAGCAGCUAAUGGAAGGCCAGUUUACUGCAGAGAUAGGUAUUAUCGUGCAUUGGCCGGUGGACAGUACUGCAAAUGGGAAGACCUACUUAUAAAAUAAGAGGACAAGUGAAGAAAGCUAUAAUUAAAUUCUGUGAUUGCUCAAAAGAUCAGUACAAUUGAGCCUGCUCUUAUAACUUUAGAGAAGAAAUUUUGAUGUUUUACGCAUAAGAUAAUCUGUAUGUAAAGAACAAAAGAAAGAGAAUCAUAACCAGAAAUUGGAUAUAUCAAGUGAACAUCCAUCAUCUUAUCAAAA
This is a messenger RNA of Capsicum annuum, 1548 nucleotides long. Its product is annotated as protein CONSERVED IN THE GREEN LINEAGE AND DIATOMS 27, chloroplastic. The record is from RefSeq and is a predicted model, not a curated record. Bases 409 to 1353 code for a protein of 314 amino acids. NCBI's taxonomy places the organism in Eukaryota, Viridiplantae, Streptophyta, Magnoliopsida, Solanales, Solanaceae. The transcript is spliced from 7 exons.